Molecule: messenger RNA, 390 nt
Organism: Neospora caninum
Lineage: Eukaryota; Apicomplexa; Conoidasida; Eucoccidiorida; Sarcocystidae
Exons: 3
Coding region: 1-390 (129 amino acids)
Source: RefSeq, a predicted model, not a curated record
AUGGCGCAACCGGCCGGCUCAGCUUCUCCCUCCCAAGAACUACCCGUGAGCGCACCAGCGCGUUACAUGACUAGCGCCCCGGUCCACUGGUCUUACCACUACGACGCGAAGCCCGCGGCACGGCAGCGUCUCCCGGCGGCUGUCUCUUGCCCGUGUCCUUUCGAAGAGCCCCCGCAGGAGGACAUGAAUGCGCUACUGGCUAACGCUCUCUACGACAGCAUUCGGGCAAGCUUCCCGUACAUUUUGCAGACACAGUACAACUACGGUGUCGACACAGCAGGAAAUGUGUGGGGUGCCUACGGGUACACUCCCGUCCGAUUCGCCCCCGAGAGAACAAGGGCUGCACAGUUGAAUCAGCAAGCUCAGCAACGCAUUAGGACUGGGAAAUAA